AUGGACCUCGAUGCCGAAAUCGAUCAUGUGGACAGAGUCCGAUCAAGUCUGGCAGAAAACCCGACUCUUACUGCAUCGCAAGAGAAUACCCUUUCAACCAUAAUCGAUCUCAUCAAAGAGGAUCCUGUACAACGCAAAAAACACUCUGAAGCUACGCGAAGUAGGCGCAAAUCUGCUCUUGCAUUAUUGUCAACCAUUAACAGCCACCUCGGUGGCGUGGUCCUCUUUCUCUGCAGCACCGCAUUGUCCAUUACCAAGCUCUACAGGAUCAAUCAACACGACAUUAAAUUUAUGUCCAAAUUAGAAGCCUGGGAUAAGCGUGUCAAAUUCACCGAUGCUGUUGUUAGCCUGGCGCACAAAUACUUUACACCCAGUCUACUCUCGCGCCUAAGUAUUAACUCGAUUGCUAUUAUCCUGACCUGGUUAUUGACCGUCUGCGCUGUUCUAGACUCCGAUGAAGCUCGUACUACGCAUACAAACCGAAGAGCUUAUUCCGCAAGUCGUGUAACUAAGCGGCCUCGAACCGAUCCAACUUCAAUCGAGCACGUAGCUGUUCCAAGUUAUCAUGGCGUCCUAGAUCUCGCGAAGCACCAACCAUUGAGCAAAACAGCGACCGAUGAUUAUAAUGAUGGCGGCUGUAGUGACAAUAGCGAUGACACAGAGGGAAGUGAGGACAGUGACGAGAGCGACUCGGGAAAACGACCAGCUGCGGAGGUUUUUGUAGAUAACCCCCAUACAACGGUCGACGAUGAUGUACAACUUUACUCGAAUGUCUACGAGUUGCAAGAUAUGGAUGUUAUUCGCGUUGUCGCCAACCAACGUGAAGACUUUGUAGCUCGUCUGACUGUACCGCAUUUACCCGACGCUACGCCAUUCAUUACAAUCAAUUGUCCGCGUACUUUAGCAAUCGAAUUUUUAACCAGGCGAAAACAAGUCAACUGGUAG
This is a messenger RNA of Fusarium poae, 945 nucleotides long. RefSeq lists its product as uncharacterized. NCBI's taxonomy places the organism in Eukaryota, Fungi, Ascomycota, Sordariomycetes, Hypocreales, Nectriaceae. Bases 1 to 945 code for a protein of 314 amino acids. The transcript has 2 exons. The record is from RefSeq and is a predicted model, not a curated record.